UCGCCCUCCUCUCGGCGCCCUCACUGCGGUUCCUUCCAGGGGAGGCAGCAGCCGAAGCCCGAGAGACAAGCCGAGGCCGCCCAGGGCCUUUCCUUCCGCCCACGCUCGCCCCGACCGAGCAGCCGCCCCGAUGCAGGCCAUCAAGUGUGUGGUGGUGGGCGACGGUGCUGUAGGUAAAACAUGCCUACUCAUCAGUUACACAACCAAUGCAUUUCCUGGAGAAUAUAUACCAACUGUAUUUGACAACUACUCUGCCAAUGUGAUGGUCGAUGGGAAGCCGGUCAACCUGGGCUUGUGGGACACUGCUGGACAAGAAGACUACGACAGACUACGCCCGUUGUCUUACCCACAGACAGUUGAAGGAACGAAUGGUAAGGAUUUAACUCCCAGUGGGAAGCGUCAGCCACUCUGCGAUGUGUUCUUAAUUUGCUUUUCCCUGGUGAGCCCAGCAUCCUUUGAAAAUGUCCGGGCAAAGUGGUAUCCAGAAGUGCGACACCAUUGCCCCAAUACCCCCAUCAUCCUAGUGGGAACCAAACUUGAUCUCCGAGAUGACAAAGACACUAUCGAAAAACUCAAGGAGAAGAAGCUGACUCCGAUCACCUACCCACAAGGCCUUGCCAUGGCGAAGGAGAUUGGCGCAGUCAAAUACCUAGAAUGCUCAGCACUUACACAGCGGGGCCUCAAGACCGUCUUCGACGAAGCCAUCCGAGCCGUUCUGUGCCCCCCUCCAGUAAAGAAGAGGAAGAGGAAAUGCCUGCUGCUCUAAUGACCCUUAACCCCCUCCCCCAGCCCCCACUCCAAAACCUUUUGUGCUUUGCUUGGAAUAAUGGAGCAUUCCUGCGUUUCUGUUUUUUUAAAAAAUUGGUUCUCUCCUCUUCUGGUUAUCUUAAACAGCCACCUUACACUUCCCUUUGUUUAAAAAAGUUAGCUUCUCCUUAAUUCUCCUACAGAGAUUUUUUUUUUUUUUUUUAAAGACAAACUUACAUAAAGGCCUUAUUUCUCUCCCCCCCCCCCUUCCUUCCUUUUUCGCUCCGCUUAAUCAACUGUUGCCAAAUUUUUCUGCUCCUUACUCUUCUUGGAUUGCUGUGCUUUGUUACGUGAAGCACCGGACCUGUCUUUUUCCUUUAAAAAGCCAGGCAGGUGUCUUUUAAAAAAAUACUAAUGUUUAUUAGCAGUUGCAACACUUGGAUGGGGUUUUCCCAGGAAGAAAAUAUUUCUCUCUUUAAAAAAAAAAGUGCACUCGUUCAUCCGACAGCUUCUUCACAUCCAUCUUUCAAGCUUGAACAAAUGCAAUAAUUGACAACUCCAGAUUCACCCUUCCCUUUUUAAAAAAACACACAAAAAAACAAAAAAAAAUCAAAUUUACUAAGGUCUGCGAUUAAAGCUAUUUCCCUCCCCCCCCUCAAAAUGUAUUUGUCUUCCUUCCCAGCAAAAUACUAUUUUCUUGAAGGAAAGACGGCUAACUCGGUCAGUGGAAACGGCCAGACAGUAUUUUGACACUAAAAAAAAUCAAUUUACACUACAUUGUCAACACACUAGUUUGUUUUUUUGCUCUUGUACUAUUAAAAAACCCACAAAAGGAGGCCUUCCUGCAGCUAAUGAACAGCUGAAGAGCAGGUUGGUGUUUUUUCUAGAGUAUUCAUACAUAUUUUUCUGGUGGGACUUUAAGCCUAUUACAACUUUUGAGCUGGUCCUCUUCACAUGUUCUUGCUGGACACUUUUCUUAUAGAAUCUCCUCCUGACCCCUAUAAUUUGUAUUUUAAAGCAUUUUUUUGAUUUAUAUUAGCCACUUAUUUUUUUGAUAAGAUAGAGUAGUCCAACAUAGCCUUCUCUCUCUCUCUCUCUCUCUCUCUUUCUUCCCCCCCCCCAAUUAUAUUCAUGGUUUAAAAAGCUUUCUUCAGUCUUCCAAAAUAAUUUGGUGUAAAAAUCGAGGGCAGCUGAUCUACCACUUUUUCUUUUCUUUUUUUAAUAUUUCACUCCACUUUUCCCCUCUGGCUAAUGACUCUGAUCUGCCAGGUAUCCUGAAGCUGUAUUAACUUUACUAACACUGACACGGCUGGUUUUAACAUGUUUUCAGGAACCAGUCAGGCCCGUGAGGUUCUGUACGUCAGAUGCUGGCAAGAACACGUUGAUUUUCCCCCCUCCUCCCCCUUUCAAUUACUAGAACAAAUAUAUACAUAUAUAUAUAUAAAUAUAAAUAUAUAUAAAUGGAGUUCGCAAGAUUGUGAAGUUUUUACAUUGAUCUUUUUUGGUAAUGCAAGUUAGCAGUCUGUUUUGCAUGUAUGACUUAAUAAAUUCUUAAAUCACAGCCG
Protobothrops mucrosquamatus (brown spotted pit viper) is the source of this 2312-nucleotide messenger RNA. RefSeq names its product Rac family small GTPase 1 (gene RAC1). Gene Ontology annotation, cellular component: cell cortex; plasma membrane; cytoskeleton. Gene Ontology annotation, biological process: establishment or maintenance of cell polarity; actin filament organization; regulation of cell shape. The transcript has 7 exons. Gene Ontology annotation, molecular function: GTPase activity; protein kinase binding; GTP binding. The record is from RefSeq and is a predicted model, not a curated record. The coding region runs from base 131 to 766 and encodes 211 amino acids. NCBI's taxonomy places the organism in Eukaryota, Metazoa, Chordata, Lepidosauria, Squamata, Viperidae.